UGGGCCUCCGGAGGCUUCCUGUGGCCAGGGUGGCUGGGCGGCAGCGAGCCCCCCCCCCAACCUCAUUGAGAGACAGGGAGGCAGUGGCGGCGGGCAACAAGGCCUAGGCGGCGAGGAUCCUGGGGCAGUCACGACGAGGCGGCAGCGCAGGAUCGGAUCCAGCACGGCGAGGACCACAGGCUAGGCGGCCUUUGGCCGGCAAUUUUUAAAUUUAAUUGUUAAUUUUAAUUAACGCGGGGGUAGGUGGGGCACGACCCAACCAUCAAUCCUUGCCACGUGCAGGGCAAUUAGGCUACCCUCCAGGAUAAUUGGGUGCCGGGUGGGGGUAUUGAAUAAGCAGGCGGGCUCCUUCACAACGCUUUGUAAUCACGUCGUUUUGCAAGCGGGGCCCCCUAUCUCCCUCUAGUAUGCCUAAGAAAGGACAAGGGGGGCCAAAAGGGAAGGGAAAGGCCCCCAGAGCAGGGGGGAGAUGCCCACCCCCAGCGGCGGAGGGGGCAAGGAGUGGGGAGGGGCCACCAUGGGCGGCCAUAUUAGCCAGGUUGGAAGCCCUAGAACAUGGCUCAAGCCACCCUAAUGCACCCCGGGACCAACCUGUGACAGGGAAGAAGAAAGACCCACCACCCAAACGGUCUCGGGGGAAAACACAGCGGCCAGUGAACAGUGCUGAUGCAGGGGCUGUUGCUUCCAUCUUAGCGCGACUGGAUGUGCUGGAGGCCGGGCUCAGGGCUGAGGCGAGGACGCCCAGCAUAGAGCCAGGCGCAACUCCCACCCUGCAAGCAGCCCCAACAAUGCAGCCCGCACAAGGACCUUCGGCGGAAAGCACACAGGGUGAGUCCUCUAUCAUGCCACAACAACAAGGACAGCAGCAGUGGAGCUGAGCCCCCUGGGGGUACCCCUACUGGCCCUUUUCCCCACCAGCGGUAACCGAGGGAUAUGGGCAGGCAGGGACCCCCGCCGGCGGGGGGGAGGUUACGCCACAGCAGCAGCAUCCCCUAAGGGAGGCCUGCGAGCAGGUCUGGCACCUCGCCGCUGGGACGGCGACGGAAGGAGGACAUCAGCCCGCCCUGUCUGCCAACCCCCCUGCAGAGAUAUCCGACCCCCUGGGAUCAGUCAGAGAGGGGGCCAUACCUUUUGGGGAAACGUCUGCCCCACUGGGUUUUCAUCUUCUGCCUGCUACGAAGGACAGAAUAUGGAGGGGAGAGUAUGUGGACCUAUUCUCGCUCCUGUACAGGGAGCCGGUUGGGAAGGAUAAGGAUAAAGGAGAACAUGCAGAGCCCGAUAGGCCCAAGCGCCGACGGGUAGAGCGCUCUUGGGCUAACUGGCUGCCUGCAUUCCUUACCUACAUGGGGGUGGUAAUACAGAGGCAGCCUCACAGGGCCUCGGUACUGAUCAAAUACCUCGAUAUCAUAUACCGGGGCUACUCGGAGUUUCAAGGGACGGCAUGGCUGGACUACGACCAGGCGUUCCGUAUGAGGGCGGCUUUUGAUACAUCCCUCCCCUGGGACAAGAAGGAGGCUGACCUGUGGCUGCAAUUUAUGGCGCAUUCUAGACCCAUGGCAGGCGAUAGGGCGGACAGCGGCCAUCUCUUGGCGCGCCAGGCAUCAGCAACUGCUUCCCGCGGGCCUGCGGGGCAGGGGGUUCAACCCCGCCUGCUUUGCUGGGAGUUCAGCUCGCGUGGCCUUUGCGGUCGGAGCCCGUGCAGGUUCAGACAUGAAUGUGCCAUAUGUGGGGGCCCUCACGCCUGCACUAGCUGCCCCAGGGGCCGCCCCUUCAGGGGUGGAAACAGGGAUUCGGCUGGCGCAAGGAGGACAGGGGCUGCAGGCGCAGCUCAGGGAAAGGGGCCCCAGCCCAAUUAAAAUUGCCGAGCUCCGACACUUACUCCACCUUUACCCCCUAGUCCUAGAUGCCCAGUUUUUAUUAGAAGGCUUCACAGUGGGUUUUCGGAUCCCCUAUUUAGGUCCCAGGCGACCUUUCAUGUCCUGCAACCUUAAGUCAGUGGAAGGCAUGGAAUCAGUUCUGAGAGAAAAAAUUAGGAAGGAAGUAGUAGCCGGCCGGGUUUUGGGCCCCUUUGCUGCACCACCCAUCCCCUCACUCAGAGUUUCCCCGUUGGGCCUCGUCCCCAAGAGGGCACCAGGUGAAUUUCGCCUGAUACACCACCUGUCCUUUCCACAGGGUGAGUCAGUCAAUGACUUUAUCCCAGCGGAGCUGUGCUCAGUCCGCUACACAUCAUUCGACUGUGCUGUGCGAAUGGUCAGGGACUGCGGGGUUGGGGCCCUUAUGGGAAAGUGUGACAUCAAGUCUGCUUUCCGCCUCCUCCCGGUCCACCCACAGGACUUCGAGCUGUUGGGCUUGGCUUUUGAUGGUGAAUAUUACGUGGACAGGGCAUUGCCUAUGGGCUGCUCUAUAUCAUGCUCUGUUUUCGAGCGCUUCAGCUCCUUCUUGGAGUGGGCGGUCAAGAGGCGCGCAGGCUUGCAAUCAGUGGUACACUAUUUAGAUGACUACCUGUUUGCGGGCCCUGCGGACUCAGGCACCUGCAGGGCGUUCAUGGCACAUUUCGCGGGGCUGGCUGGGGAGCUGGGCGUCCCCCUCGCGGCCGAAAAAACUGAGGGCCCAUCCACUGCUAUCACGUUUCUGGGCAUCGAGAUAGAUACGGUGGCCCAAUGCUGCAGGCUUCCUCAGGACAAGUUGGGGGCCCUCAGGGAGAAGAUCUCAGAGGUGGUCAGUUCUAAUAAGGUGACAUUAGCCACUCUCCAACGGCUGGCAGGCCAGCUGAACUUUGCCUGCGGGGUUGUAGCGCCCGGCCGCGCCUUCCUGCGGCGCGUAUAUGACGCCAUGGCUGGCCUAUCACGAUCCUACCACCGCACACGGGUGACAGCCGCUCUUAGGGCUGACCUGACAGUGUGGUCCACCUUCUUGCGGGACUUUAAUGGGGUCUCCCUAUGGAGAAGGGAUCGCCUGUUGGAGGCAGAGCUACAGGUGCACUCCGAUGCCUCGGGUGCCUUCGGUUUUGGGGUCAUUCUGCAUGACUCAUGGUGCCACGGCAGCUGGCCACAGGGCUGGACACUGGCCGGCCUGACCAGAGACCUGACGUUCUUGGAGUUCUUCCCCAUUGUCGUGGCCGUACACCUCUGGCCCGACAAGCUGUGUAAUUCCUCAGUCCACUUUUGGUGCGACAACCUCCCCACAGUGCACGUUAUUAACACCCUGUCCUCUAGAAACCCCAACGUUAUGCUUCUGGUGCGAGCAUUCGUGCUCCAAUGUCUUCGCUAUAAUAUUCAGUUCCUGGCGCGCCACGUUCCGGGUAUUGACAAUAGUAUUGCUGAUGCUCUAUCACGGAACCAGAUGGAGAAGUUUCGCCAGCUGGCACCGUGGGCAAGGGCUCUGCCGGAGGCGUUCCCCCCAGCGCUAUGGGAGAUUGGAGGAUUGAAUCAGAAAGGGCCAUAAGCCUUUCUGUGGCGCCCAGCACUUUGGCCAGCUACCAGGGGGCAGGUAGGGAUCUAUCUAACUUCAGAGAGUCCAGGGGUUACGUCCAGGAGUGGCCCAUCCCGGUCGAGCAGCUUAUGGAGUUCUGCGUGGAGGGGAAACGGAGAGGCCUUUCAGUCAGGACCAUCAAAGAUCGCUGGACGAGAUCGGAGCAGCCACGCAUCCUCCUAUGUGGCCACAGUAUGAUGUUCUGGGCAGGCCGCAGGGCGGCGAAGUCUCGCUUCGGCACGCAGCUGGGGCUCAGUCAAUGGGCCGCAGUGCGGUGGCUGGGUCGUCGGGGGAUGCGUUGGGAUGGGCUCCUGCCAGCCUUGUUUCAACCGGCUGUGGAAGUGGCAGCGCCCCAGGUGCUGGUGAUCCACCUCGGGGGCAACGACUUGGGUCUGUUAAAGGGCAAGGCCCUAAUUGAACAGGCAUGCGGUGACCUCCGGGCCAUUGCACGUCGCUGGCCGGGGGUGCACUUAGUGUGGUCAGACAUCCUGCCGCGCAGGAGGUGGAAUUGUGCCGGUGACCCACGAGGGAUGGACAGGGCACGGAAAAAGGUGAACAGGCAAAUUCAGAGGGCCCUUAGGGACUUAGGAGGUUCUGUCAUCCACCACCCAGAGGUGGGCCACAACAAGCUUGAGCUGUUUCGGCCUGACGGCGUCCAUUUGACGGACAAGGGCAACGACAUCUUUCUAAGGGACCUGCAGAAGGGUUUACACCAGAUUCUUAUCGGGUGUGGGGUAAAGGGGGACUAAGCAGAGGCUUGUCCCCCUUCUGUGGCGAAGAAGUGCGGGGAAAGGUUAAAGGGAAAGGGCAGCUAGGUGACACCUUUAGGCACCUUUGGGGGUGACAGGCGGUCCGGAGGCCUGCAGCUCAGGGCUACACGGCCCGGGGACAGGGUACGGGCCGCCUUUGGGGCCAACGUGCCUCAUCCGCUCAGAGUUUCAGGGCUCCGAGGGGCGGUGAUGUGGGUUGGACCCCCUACACAUCUUCAGGGUGUGGCUGGAGCUGGGGGGCUGGCACAGGGCAGCCCCAGGCUCAGGCAGGGCAUGAUCGCCCGAUAGCUGCUAACAGGCUUUGCCUGGAUCUCCAGAACGCCCCGCCCUUAAUCUCCCUUCUGCAGGUUCAUUAUUCAAUUGAUUCUGUUUAAAUAAAGUGGCCCAUCAUUUACCCAAGCAAUGGUGUCUGUGUUUUAUUUCGGCAAUAGGCCGCAAUCCCGUUCCGUGCCUGGGACCUACCGGGCAGAGGGACGAGCUUGCGGCCGCUGUCGAUGUCCCGGCCGCCAUCUUGGAUGGGAUGCGUGCACACACGGCGCGCUGGCGCGCCGUCGUGUGACGCGGCAGGGAGGCGGGGCGGC
Molecule: messenger RNA, 4822 nt
Organism: Rhineura floridana
Lineage: Eukaryota; Metazoa; Chordata; Lepidosauria; Squamata; Rhineuridae
Exons: 2
Coding region: 1711-3444 (577 amino acids)
Source: RefSeq, a predicted model, not a curated record